AUGUUUGACCUCUACAGAACCCUCGGCGAGUUUGCGGUCCCGCCAAAACAAUGUCAUCAUUUUUGGCGUCAUCCGAUCGAUUUCUCCUUAUUUUUUUUUUCUUUUUUUUGAAUUUCCUGACGUAAUUCGUGCAUUUUCGAACUCUAAAAAACACUUUCGGUUUUCCUAAGUUCAAAUUGAAAAAGGGUAUGCUCCAAAAAAGUUAUUUAGGAAAGUUUGUUCACAAGAUUUGAUUUUGUACUUAUAUUUCUCGGUUUAUUCGCUUUUUCGUGUCAUUUUUUGUAUUCAAAUUUGUUUUUCAGGGAUUCCCCGGCGAUUUCUUCGCGGAAUUACAGAACUGAGCAAGAAAGCGACUUUCAGAAGCUAAUUCAAGGAAAAAGAUGAUUUAUGGAACGAAUUCGAGUUGAUUUGGGACCCGUUUUUUUUUUGUUCUGAAAUGUUGCUUUCUUGCUCAGUUCUGUCUACAUUUCGACUUCGACAAACGAAAGGUGAAUUUCUUUUUAGUUUAAGAUUUUUGGCGCUCGGACAAUUGCGAAAGCUUGUGUUAUAUAUUUAACCUUUGAAAACUCAUAAAGUUUAUUUUUCUCAAGGCGUCGAAUAAUUUGCGAAUUUCAGAGCGUCAAGCUUUGAGAUUCCGUGAAAUGUUUCCUCUAGUUUUAACUUUUCAGAGGUCAUGCACGACGAAAUCAGCCAUCUACACUCUUCUUUCCGGCGUUAACACGGCUUCUUCGUUUGGAUCAGAGGAUGGAACUUCGAAGUCGUCAAGAAACCGCUUUAGGUGAUUUUCAAAGAAAAAUUGAUUGAAUUGAUAAUUUUAUCAUUUUCAAAUGACAUCGAAACAUCCAGAACGACGAUGACGACCAUUCCCAGUCGUAAUGUGAUUCAAUUCAAAAGAAUACUUGGAUUUUGACGACCGAGAAAGCUAUUUUCUUGUUUUGGAUGUUUCAAUGUGAAUUUCUGGUAUUGUUAUGAAGAGCUAUUGAAGAUUACUCCGGCUGUUAUAUUUGUCUGGAGAGGGAUGUACCAUUUUUCGAAUGAUCUCGAUGUUUCAAAUAUGUCGAUUCCAACAGAAAAUUGGGUUUCUGUGAUUCACGGAUGCCUGAAUUCUGGAAACGCGUCGAGUAUUUUUCCUCCGACGUCAACUUUGAGAAUUAUGUUAAUUGUUGAAGGGAUGUUGCAUCCAGGAGUACUCUUUGCUGCCCUGCUUUUUCCGAUUUCAACUUGAUAUUAAAACCACGCCGUUUAGAGUGAUUUUACUCUGUUUACUUGGCGAAAUUCUGAAAAAGCCAUGUUUCAGAAGCUUCUCCGAGUGAAACAGCUCAAAAUCACUUCUAAACGGCGUAUUUUUGAUGCGGAAUUCGAGUUGAAAUUGCAAAAAGCAGGGCAGCGGAGGGUACUCCUGGAAGCACCCUCCUUUCAGCAAUUAACAUAAUUCUUGAAGUUGACGCCGGGGGAAAAAUACCCGACGUGCUCCAAGAAUUCUGGAAUCCCAGAUGGCUGUCUUUUGCGGGAAACGCCUGGCGGACACGAACUCGGGUUGCCAUAUUGAGAGCGAGGCCACUCGCCACUCGACCAAACGUCCCUGGUCGGCGAGAGGCAAUCGGUCCCUCGACUGUAGUUUGGUCCGCGGCGCCAAAACAUUGCGUCAUCCUUCCAUGGCCUUCUAGAACUUCUUUUUGCGUCAUUCUUUACAAAUUAUAAGGCUUUUCGAAUUAUUUUAAUUCAAUAUGAAGCUUUUAUUAGUGUAUUGAAUGAUAGUAUGGUACACUUCUAAGCUUCAUACUUUCUUUCAUUCAUUUCCAGCGUUUAAUAAAUAGAAUUGAUUCAUUUUCAUGACUUUUUGCGAUCAAUUUUGAAUGAAACGAAGGUUGAGGCUGGUCUUCCUCAUGAUAGUGUGUUAUAAGUCAGAGCUUAUCUUCUUUAUGAUUAUUCAAGUAAUUAAAUCUAAUGAUUUUUUUCAAAUUAUAGACGGACUGGAUUGAAAGAGGAGCUGAUUGGAUGA
Caenorhabditis auriculariae is the source of this 2002-nucleotide messenger RNA. Lineage: Eukaryota; Metazoa; Nematoda; Chromadorea; Rhabditida; Rhabditidae. The record is from the annotation of a GenBank genome assembly.